AUGAAACCUGUCCAAGCCCUUCUUAACUCUCGACCUCGACCUCGACUUCACUUCUUGACCUUCGCUCUCUUCUUCAUCAUCUUCGCCUGCAGCCCUACCACCACGCAGGCAGACCCAUCUGUCCACGAGACUCGCAACAACAACCCACUGAACAUUAAUAGGGAUCCCGCACCGUCGCCCGAGGACGGACCUCCAGCAUCUGCCGGUGCCCUGAGAGAUCCCUCAUAUCUUCCCUACCAGGUCGGCGCCAUCGUCGGCUCGUACGGAGUAUCCUUGGUGCUGGUCGCCGUUUUGUUGCUUAUCCUGUCCAAGAGACGUCGUGAGGCCCUGUCUGCCGGCGACGAAGAGGUUGACUUCGAGGAGCCAAAAUCGCCCCCGUUUUCGCUGCCGCCGAAGCUCACGCUAGAGGUGCCCAGUUCCCCAAGGAGCAUCCCGCGGAGCCCCGUUCGCAAUCGCAACUUUUCGUAUCCCGCCGCGGACGAGUAUCAGACACCGGAGUACCCAACUCCCCAGACGCCUUACGUCGCCCCAACACCCACCUCAACACUUCACGCGCCCGGAGUAGAUUUCACGGUAGACCAGCGAGUGGUUGCAAACGAUAGGAAAAUGGCACAGACGCAGCUCGAGGAGAUGUACAAGUACGUGAUGGAGCAGGAGGAGGCCAAGGCACAGGGCAUCAAGCUGGAGGGAUCGCCGGUGCUUUCCAACAACCCGCCGCAGUUGCCAGCACCACCAAGCGCCGGCUUCAGCAAGUCGACGCUCAGGAAGGAGAAGCACAAGCCGGGAAACCUGAACCUCGGGGAAGAAAAGUCCGAGAAGAAGCAGUCGAGGGCAUCGUCCAUCUUCGCGGCCCUGCGCUCGCCUAAGAAGAACAAGGAGGUCAGGGGCAUCAGCAUCUCGUCGCCCAUCAUGACCCCCAUGACGGGAACCUUCCCACGCCAGGAGUCCCAGGAGCUGAGCGCCAUCCCGCCGCGGCAGUACGCGCCGCCGCCGCCGCCGCCGGUGCCUUCCAGCCACAUGCAGUACGGGAGCGUGCAGCAGCAGAACGGGCAAGUGUCUCCCGUCAGCCCGGAGCACUCGCCCGAGAGCACGCAGAGCAUCGACGAGCGGAUCGGCGGGCAGAUCCCCAUCGGCCACAUCCGUAACCCGUCCGCGGCACUGUCCGAGAUGGACCCCAACUCGGCCGUGUCGGAGAGGUCGACCGCCCCGCUCAUUGGGCUACCGCAGUCCCCGAAGCCGGGUGCCCGGUUCUCCACCACCCUCCCGGCAUCCCCGAAGCCGGGCUCAUCGUUCCAGAUCCCCGCGGCACCUGGUGCCGGCGGUGGGUUCCGGUCCAAGGCCCCUCGGCGGUCCGCACCGGCGGCGCCCUACCGCUGCGCGCCGCAGCAGACCACCAAGCAGACCGUCUUCACGCGCACGGGUCCGCUGUCCCCCUCUGGAGCACGGACACCGGCGACGGGGAUGGCGGUGCCGUACUCGCCUUACCAGCCCUUCACGCCGUGCGUGCCCAUGACGCCGUCACUGGUGACCAAGGCCGACCGCAAGAGGAUGAAGAAGCUGGAGCCCAAGACACCGACGUUGGAGAUGGUCAGGAGCGAGGACGACAUCUGGUAA
Messenger RNA from Colletotrichum spaethianum, 1614 nucleotides. RefSeq lists its product as uncharacterized. The record is from RefSeq and is a predicted model, not a curated record. The coding region runs from base 1 to 1614 and encodes 537 amino acids. The transcript is spliced from 2 exons. Lineage: Eukaryota; Fungi; Ascomycota; Sordariomycetes; Glomerellales; Glomerellaceae.